Papaver somniferum (opium poppy) is the source of this 4208-nucleotide messenger RNA. Its product is annotated as protein HASTY 1. Gene Ontology annotation, biological process: protein export from nucleus; RNA export from nucleus. The transcript has 22 exons. Gene Ontology annotation, cellular component: RNA nuclear export complex; cytoplasm; nucleus. The coding region runs from base 141 to 3737 and encodes 1198 amino acids. Lineage: Eukaryota; Viridiplantae; Streptophyta; Magnoliopsida; Ranunculales; Papaveraceae. The record is from RefSeq and is a predicted model, not a curated record. Gene Ontology annotation, molecular function: nuclear export signal receptor activity; RNA binding.
CUCCUUUUCCUCAUGUUUUGUUUCCUUCCUCACUCUCUCCAUAAACAAAUACUCCUCUCUACUCUUCCAGCCUAAACCAGAAACCACACACAAUCUUUCUUUCUCUUUCUCUCAGUCUCUGCGUGAAUAUUGUCGGAGAAAUGGGAGAGAAUAGUAAUAACAGUACAGCAAAUACUGUUGCUCAGGCGAUAGUUGCUGCCCUAGAUUGGAGUUCUUCGCCUCAAGCAAGAAACUCCGCCUUUUCUUACUUAGAAUCUAUAAAAGCAGGAGAUGUUCGAACAUUAGCACAUACAUCUUUCAUUUUGGUCAAAAGAGAUUGGUCUUCUGAGAUUCGGUUGCAAGCGUUUAAAUUGUUGCAGCACUUGGUGAGGGUGCGAUGGGAGGAACUAAGUUCCUUGGAAAGAAGAGAUUUUGCAAAGGUUGCUGUGGACUUGAUUUCUGAGAUGGCCAAUCCUUCUGAACAGUGGGCUCUGAAGAGCCAAACUGCUGCUCUUGUUGCUGAGAUAAUUAGGAGAGAAGGGAUAAAUCUGUGGCAAGAACUGCAUCCUCCUCUGGUUUCUCUAUCUAAUAAUGGACCCAUCCAAGCUGAGUUGGUCUCCAUGAUCCUAAGAUGGGUUCCAGAAGACAUCACAGUCCACAACGAAGAUUUGGAAGGUGAGCGGCGUAGGAUGCUGUUACGUGGGCUUACUCAGUCUUUGCCUGAAAUUUUCCCCUUACUAUAUACUUUACUUGAAAGGCACUUUGGAGCUGCUUUGAGUGCAGCAGGAAGUCAGCAGUUGGAUGUUGCUAAACAGCAUGCAGCCACAGUUACAGCCACUAUUAAUGCUGUUAAUGCAUAUGCUGAAUGGGCCCCUAUUCCCGAUCUCGAAAAAUAUGGUCUGAUUCGUGGGUGCGGGUUCUUACUCUCUUCUCCUGAUUUUCGUCUUCAUGCAUCUGAGUUUUUCAAAUUAGUCUGUGCAAGGAAAAAACCUGCCGAUGCUACAUCCGAGUUUGACUCAGCAAUAAGUAAUAUCUUUCGGAUCCUGAUGAAUGUGUCUAGUGACUUCUUGAGCAGAUCUGGCUCCAAUUUUGGUGGCAUUGAUAAAAGUGAAUUUGAAUUUGCGGAAGUUAUAUGUGAAAGUAUGGUGUCUUUGGGUACUUUAAAUUUGCAGUGCAUUUCUGGGGACAAUACCAUGUUUCCCCAUUAUCUUCAACAGAUGCUGGGGUACUUCCAACACUGCAAGCUAGCUCUCCAUUUCCAGUCUUUGCUUUUUUGGUUGCCUGUACUGAGAGAAUCAGUAUCCAAACCGAAGGUCGUUUUACAUGGAGCAGGUGAAAAUAUGUCAGAGUCCGUAUCUGGGCUGGCCGAUAAGGAACGGAAAGGGAUUCUGGUAGUUAAUGAAGAUAUCUGUAGUGCUAUUUUGGAUAUUACUCUUCUCCGCAUGCUCAAGCGAGAAAAAGUUUCACCAGAAACAGCUCUUUCUCUAGGAGCACUUGAGCUCUGGAGUGAUGUGUUUGAUGGCAAGGGAGAGUUCAGCCAAUAUCGUUCUAGGCUGUUGGAUCUUAUCAAAUUAAUUGCUUCAGUUAAGCCCUUUGUAGCUGCUGCUAAAGUUUCAGAGAGGAUUGAUACAGUCAUCAAGAGCCUCGUAACUUCUUCAUCACCUACUCAGGACAUAGCCAUAAUGGAGAGCUUGAAUCUGGCACUAGAGACGGUUGUUAGUGCCAUUUUCGAUGGAUCAACUGAAGUUGUAGGUGGUAACCGUGAUAUUCAUCUCGGAAUAUGCAGAAUGUUUGAAGGUCUACUUCAGCAACUUCUUUCUCUGAAAUGGACUGAGCCAACACUUGCGGAAUUACUUGCACGAUAUAUAGAAGCAUUGGGACCUUUCCUAAAAUACUUCCCUGAUGCAGUUGCUGGGGUCGUCAAUAAAAUUUUUGAACUUCUGACUUCACUUCCUAUUGCUCUUAAGGAACCUUCAGUGAAUAGUGCUCGGCAUGCACGAUUGCAAAUUUGUACCUCAUUUGUACGCAUUGCCUUAACUGCUGACAAAAGUCUCCUUCCUCAUAUGAAGGGAAUUGCUGAAACCAUGGAUCGUUUACAAAAAGAAGGGAGUCUGUUGCGUGGGGAGCAUAAUAUUCUAGGUGAAGCACUACUGGUCAUGGCUUCUGCUGCUGGGAUCCAACAACAGCAAGAAGCUUUGGUUUGGUUACUUGAACCUAUGAUGAAGCAGUGGACUCAGAUGGAAUGGCAAAGUGCUUAUUUAUCUGAUCCUUCAGGUCUUGUCCGCCUCUGCUCUGAUACACAAUUUAUGUGGUCGCUUUUUCAUAGUGUGACAUUCUUUGAGAAGGCUCUUAAAAGGAGUGGAUCAAGAAAGAGCAGCUUGACUUUGCAAAAUGGCUCCUUACAAUGUAACAAUUCCAUGUCUUCACAUCCUCUGGCAUCUCAUCUUGAAUGGAUGCUGCCUCCUCUCCUAAGGCUGCUCCGUGCUUUACAUUCACUUUGGUCUCCACCUGUAAUGCAAAUGUUACCAGUGGAGUUGAAGGCAGCAAUGAGUAUAAGUGACGUAGAGCGAGUUGGUCUUCUUGGGGAAGGAAACGUUAAGGUGUCAAAGGGAACCUUGACUUUUACAGAGGGUGCUCAGAACGAUGUGAACGAGAAUGAUGUUAGAAAUUGGUUAAAGGGUAUCAGAGAUAGUGGGUAUAAUGUCUUGGGCCUGUCAAUAACCCUUGGGGAUUCCUUUUUUAAAUGCGUGGAAAGUCAGUUUGUCGCUGAAGCUCUUCUAGAGAACAUACAGUCAAUGGAGUUCAGACAUACAAGGCAGCUAAUCCACUUGGUUCUUGUGCCCUUGGUCAAGUUUUGUCCUUCUAAUUCGUGGGAGGUGUGGAUAGAUAAAAUCCUGCAUCCAUUACUUCUCCAUUGCCAGCAGGCUCUCAGUUGUUCAUGGUCUACCCUUCUACUUGAAGGUAGAGCAAAUGUACCAGAUAUACCCAGAAAUCUCUCUGGUUUAGACUUAAAGGUGGAAGUUAUGGAGGAAAAGUUGCUUCGAGAUCUAACUCGGGAAGUCAGUUAUCUUCUUUCAGUUGUAGCUUCUCCUGGAUUAAAUCAUGGGAUUCCUUCAAUAGAACACCUUGGACAUGGUAACCGUGGGGAGAUGUCUACUCUCAAAGACUUGGAUGCAUUUGCCUCAAACUCUCUAAUGGGCUUUCUCUUAAAGCAUCAAGGUCCAGCCCUUCCUGCCUUACAAAUAAGCUUAGAAGCGUUUAAGUGGACUGAUGGGGAAUCUGUGGUUAAAAUUUCAUCUUUCUGCGGAGCGCUGGUGCUUCUUGCUAUAUCCUCAAAUAAUUCAGAACUCCUACAAUUUGUUUCCAAAGAUUUGUUUUAUGCAAUUAUUGAAGGCUUAGCCCUCGAGUCAAAUGCUUUUGCUAGUGCAGAUCUUGUUGGUAUCUGUCGCGAAAUUUUCGUAUUUCUUGCUGAUAGAAAUCCGUCUCCCAGACAGAUAUUACUUUCUCUUCCUUCCAUUACACCUCAAGAUCUGCAUGCCUUUGAAGAAGCCGUAUCAAAGACAUCUAGUCCAAAAGAACAAAAGCAGCAUAUGAAGAGUUUGCUUUUAUUGGCUACAGGAAACAAGUUGAAAGCACUUGCUGCUCAGAAAAGCACGAAUGUCGUUACGAAUGUUUCUUUAAGAACUCGCAAUCCAACAUCAGCUUCAGAAUCUAGCACAAAUGAAGGUGAUUUUGGAUUAUCAGCGCUACUUCAAUGAUGUAACAGAAAAGCUGAGCUUUCAUGUUUGCACAGUAACGAAAGCUUCUUAAAGAGGAAAUUGCGGAAAACUCCCAUAUGCAUACAGCUUCCGGGUCAAAAAAGUUGGUAAAUCACCCACUGAACCUCUUCAACUAAUCUACAAGACAUCAUUCUGUCUACUGAUCUUCCUUGUGAAAAAAAGAUUUUGUAUAACUAAACAGUACAUUAUGUAAUUUCUAAACUUUAUUUUAUAAAUUGGUCAUAUAGCAGUAAAGCACAUAACGGUUCCAAUCUUGAGAAGCUUGAAUGCUUUCGAGUAUUCCAGUAACUAACAUGCGAGCGCUCUUCUGGUCCUAUCUGAAACAAAUGUUGGAGCAUUUUAUAUUGAAAGCCCUAGUGAAAUUUACAAACUGAAACUUGAAUCAUAUUUACAUUUUGCUUCUUCGUAAGAUACUGGUAGCAGCAGUUGUGAAAUCUUGAUAUUUUUGUG